Sphaerodactylus townsendi is the source of this 2873-nucleotide messenger RNA. RefSeq names its product mucin 12, cell surface associated (gene MUC12). NCBI's taxonomy places the organism in Eukaryota, Metazoa, Chordata, Lepidosauria, Squamata, Sphaerodactylidae. The transcript has 11 exons. The record is from RefSeq and is a predicted model, not a curated record. The coding region runs from base 13 to 1836 and encodes 607 amino acids.
ACCUCAACCUCCAUGAAAUCAACUUCUUCCUCAGAGUCAACACUGAAGUCCACAGCAAGUCCUCCGCACACCUCAGAGUCUGCGACUACUUCCAUUUCCUCAAGUACAAAUGUGUCUGAAACGAGCACCAGCACUUCCUCAACCGAGAUGCCCCCCACAACACCAACCCUCAGCUCAACGGAGAGUGUAAUAACUCAUUCCUCCUUGGAGACUACAGAGAGACCUUUCACGGUGGAAACCUCAUCCUCCAUAACGUCACCUUCUUCCACUGAAUCAACCCCUGAGUCCACAGCAAGUCCUCCGCACACCUCAGAGUCUGCGACUACUUCCAUUUCCUCAAGUACAAAUGUGUCUGAAACGAGCACCAGCACUUCCUCAACUGAGACAUCAAGCUUUAGCUCACCCACGAGUUCUUUGACUCAUUCUUCUUCGUCCACUACGGUGGAAACUUCUACUUUGGAAACCUCAUCCUCCUUAACAUCUGGUGUCUCUUCCAGUGAUGUGACUGUUCUGCUGUCAACAACAAAUCGUCCUUCCAGUACAUCUGGCACUUCUAUUUCUGAGUUUAGCACCAGCCCCUCAUCCAUUGAAACAAAAACUGUGCCUCAGACCUUUUCGUCAGUAGUUUCUUCUCAUGGUCCUAAUCGAUCAACAGCUUCCGCUGAAAUACCUCCAUUACCCAGCACUGUCCCUGUGAUUUCAUCUAGAUCAACUCACCCUUCAAGCACUAACUCACGAACAUCCUAUUCGGUGCCUACUAGUACAGAAGCUCCUUCCAGUGCCUUGCCUGCUGUGAUCUGUCAUAAUGGAGGCACACCACAGGGGAGUCGGUGUGUAUGUCCACCUCUGUUUACUGGCCCGCGGUGCCAGGAAGUUCUGAAUGAAAUCGUUGCGGAGGUGACGGCCACCAUCAAGGUCGUUGUGGAGGUGACAAAUUGGAACUACAGCUCAGAAAUGCAAGAUCUCUCCUCCAACGUCUCUAGGACAUUUGUGCGUGCCUUCGAGGCGCAGAUGGACAUCUUUUACCGCAUGAUCAUUCCCCACUUCCAGGGGAUCAAAGUGAUCCAGCUCAGCAAAGGCAGUGUUGUCGUGCGCCACGAUGUCCUCUUCUUCACGCCUUUCUCCGGCUUCAAUGCUUCUUACAACACCACUUUGCACACCGUCCGGGAGCACCUGGAGAAAUCACAGACGCAGUGCAGGAAGGGUAUGAUGUGCUUUAACAACACCUCCGCGUAUGCAGUGGGCUUGGGCCAGGAAGAGCCCUGCAGGAAUCCGCAGAUCCCGCCGCUCCUCCAGCCGUACUACGUGGCCAGCAACGUCAGCGGCCAGCUCCAGUGCGUCUCCAACUGCAGCGUUUGGCACCCGGACCCCUUCACCUGCGUGCGCGGAAGCUGCGUCCUCCAGACCAGCGGGCCCAGCUGCUACUGCGAACAGUCAGACCUCUACUGGUACGUGGGCAGCCGCUGCGAGCAAAGCAUCAGCAAAGUGGGCGUGGGCGUGGGGGUGGCCCUGGCCCUGGCCGCCCUGCUGCUGCUGAUCCUCGUCUUGGCUGUGCUCCUCUGCUGGAGGGGCUGCCGUCGGAAGGGGAAGGAUGGCGGCAGGCCGAAGGGUGCCGCUGAUGAAGAGAAUUGGUAUGAGAACGAGUCCGCAUGGGACGCCGACCCUCGAGGCCCCCCGGGGCAGAGCCCAGAGGCCAGCAGCCUGCCAGAGUCAGAGGGCGGCUCCAGGAGUGACCAGACAUCCUCCUCCGGCCAGGGAUCCUUCCGUCCCUGCCUGGACAAGGUGGACACAUCUCUCCAGACGCGGAUUGCCCGGCCCCAGCUGACCCGGCUGUGACGAGACCUGGGAGUCUGGCCGUAGGACGACAGCUGCGCGUGGUCUCCGUGGCCUUCGUCUGCAGGGCCCGGGGUGGCCGUGGGCCCGCCAUGAGCAGAGGGGGCUGCUGCGCUGCAGAGCACGGGACCCCCACCGAAUGCCAGUGAACGACUCGUGAGGCUUCGGCACCCCAAGGCUGGCUGUUGUGAGAGUCUCUUUGGCACAAGACUCACCGCCUCUGCAGGCCAGGAGGGAGAGUGGCCAGGACUUUGCCAGAGGCCUUCCUUUGUCUUUCCUCCCUCCCAGCUUGCUCUGCAUCCUCCCUCCCUGCAACAUGCCCCAUGAUCCUCCUCUGACUUUGCCUCAAAUACUUUUGGACCCAGAGUGCGAGAUGCCCCGGCGUCCAGAGCCAGGCCUCCCAGGAGAGACAUGGUGGGCAGAACAGAGGCUGGCGGAGGUGAUGCUGCUCUGGGGAAGGGCUGCCUGCACGGCUCCACGUGUCCUUACAAAGGGGGCUGAGCACAGGGGGGGCCUGGGGCAAACGGCAGCUCAUGGGAGACUCUGAGCAAGGGGGCGAGGGCGAGGGCAACAGCAUCAAACCGAGUUCAACAUUGUUACCUGCAGUGCAAAUAAUGAAAGUUGGUGAGGCUGUCUUUGCUGCUGCUGCUGCUGCUGCUGCUGCUAUGGGGCAGGGGGAAGGGGGGGAAGAGGUACAGGACCACACGUGGAACUGCCGGAUAGUGACCCCGCCCCUUUGUCAGGCUCAGGAGGGUCCACCGUGGUCUUGAGUCUGGUCUUGGUCCUGCUGGGGACUGAAUCGGCUGGGGGUGAAAGAGCUACGAGCUCCCCUCCCCCCCACACCUCCUUCUCUUUAAUAAGGAAAUUCUGGUGUCUGUGUUUACAAAAAAUAUUUAUUAUUUUGCUUAUUUUUAAAAUGUCAUUUGCCACUGAGACACAAGACGGAUCGCGGAGUUGGAAAGCAAUGCAAAACAGACCAGUGUAACACAUACAACAAAUAAUGCAACAAAAACAGAUAAUAAAAUGGGAGAACAGUAAAA